Molecule: messenger RNA, 4925 nt
Organism: Meloidogyne enterolobii
Lineage: Eukaryota; Metazoa; Nematoda; Chromadorea; Rhabditida; Meloidogynidae
Source: the annotation of a GenBank genome assembly
GGAGGGGGAAUCAGAACAAUUUUUAGUUUCUUCAAAUAAUUUACAAAAUAUGGAAAAUAAUAGAAAAUUGUCAGCUCAAACAAGAAGACAACGUUUUGCUUUAAAUAAUACAAAAAGUGAAGGGGGAAAUGUUGAAAAUAAUUGUGAAUUUUUGUUUGAAAAACAACAAAAUAUUUUUGUAAAUCAAAACACAAUUCUUUCUGUUUCUUCCUCUUUUUUGGACAGAAAAGUGGAAAAUAUCCAAAAUUCACCAAAAAUGGGAGGAAAAUUAAAAGAAUUAAAAAAUCAAAAAAUAAUUAAUUCUUCAAAUAAAGAAGAAAAAUGUUACAAAAAUAAUAAUAAAAUACAGCAACAACAACAACCUUUAAAUCAAAAUGAUUUUAAUUUAAUGGAAAGAGGACAUAGAGUUUGUAAAUUAAUUGCUUUAAAGAAAUUUGAUAUAAUUUAUUUCCGUUUAUGGUUAAAUACACAAACACAACAAAUUGUUUUGUCUAAAUGGAAUAAUAAUUUUAAUCAUACAAAUUCUUCUUGCUCUUCGCUGGAUAUUAAUUGUUCUUCUUCUUCAACAUUAGAAGAGCAAAUUGAAAUAAAUAGUCGAAGUUAUAGUACAACAAUUCCUCCAAAAUAUUCAACAGCAACAACUUCAACUCGUUCAUGUUCCUCAACUUCUUCAUUUUCUUCUUUAAAAACCCAAACACUCGAUUUAAGAUUAAUUAAAGAUGUCCAGGUUUUGUCACAAAUAGGGACGACAAUGCAAAUAACAGAAAAAUGGAGGAGAGAUUCUGCUUUACAACGUUUUGACAAAAAUACAGUUUUGUGUAUUAGUUGGGGUGUUACUUUUAUUCCAAAUAAUUGGCUGAUUUUAUUCGAUAAUAAAGAAUUGUGUAAUUUGUGGUGCCAAGGACUUCGACAAUUAUGUUUAGAACAAGCAAAUGCUUCUCAAGCAUUAAUUGUUGAACGGUGGUUAAGAAAACAAUUUUGUUCUUUACUUGUCCAUCCAACAGACAAUGCUUGUAUAUCAAUAAAACACAUGAAACCUUUUGUUCAACAAAGAUUACAAUGUAAAAUUAGUGGGAAACAAUUACAAGAAAUUAUUGAAAAUGAAAUGGGCUUUGAAAGUUUUGUUUUUGCACAUAAUUGGCUAUUAAAUUUUCAUUCUUUGUUUAUGUCAAUGUUUUCUGACUUUGUGCAUCCACAAAAUGAACAAAAAAUGAAUUUUAGAAAAUUUGUUGAUUUUCUUAAAAAUGUACAAAAUGAUGAAUUAGGUAAAAGUCCAGAAUUGGCUUCAGAUUAUUUAAGACGUUAUUUUCGAGAUGUUGACCCAGACAGAGAUAUUGCCGAGCCUUGGUUAAGUACGAGUGAAUUUGUUGAUUAUUUAUUUUCUUGUGAUAAUUCUUUAUUCGAUCCAAUAAAUAAAGAAGUUGUUCAUGACAUGACUAAACCAUUAACUCAUUAUUGGAUAUCUUCUUCUCACAACACCUAUUUAACUGGAGAUCAACUUAAAAGUGAAUCUUCUUUGGAUGCUUAUGCCCGGUCUUUAUUACUUGGAUGCAGAUGUGUAGAGUUAGAUUGUUGGGAUGGACCUCAAAGAAGGGGUCCAAAUGGGGAAACAAUAAUUGAUAUAGUUAUUUAUCAUGGAUAUACAAUGACUUCAAAAUUGGCAUUAAAAGAUGUUUUACAAACAAUUAAACAUUAUGCCUUUCAAACUAGCGAUUAUCCAUUAAUUCUUUCAAUAGAAGAUAAUUGUUCUGUUCCAGCCCAACGUCAAAUGGCUAUUGAUAUUCAAGAAGUUUUGGGGGAUUUAUUAUUAACUUCGCCAAUUUCUAGAGACGAAUGGGAACUUCCUUCGCCUUGUGCCCUUCGAAAUAAAAUUAUUUUAAAACACAAAAAAUUAAGAGAAGAACAACAAGAAAAUGAUAAUUUAAAUAAUAAUUCUUUUUUGUUAGAAGAUGAAUUAGAUCAGGAUAUUUUAAGUAGACAAUGUAUUAAAAAAGGAGUUUUGUGGUUAAAGAAUGAUGUUUCUAAUGCUAAUGGAGGAUUAGAAUCAAUUUGGAGAAAACACAUUUUUGUUUUAUUUCAUGAUCGUUUAUGUUAUUUAAUCCAACCAAUUGAUGAUGAAAAUAAAAUGAAUAAUAAAUUAAAUGCAGUUAUUAGAGAGAAAAGUUUUGGAAGUCAAAAUGAUGAAAAUUUUAAUGGAGAUGAAGUGGAGGAAAAUAAUGGAGGGAAUAAUGGACAUAGAAAUAGCAUUACUUCAACAACAACAACUUUAUUAGUCGAAGAUUGUUCAAAUUGUCACAUAACAGAAGAAUGGUUUCACGGUAAAAUAGACAGAGAAGAAGCAAAGGAAAGAUUAAAUAAAAAUAAAAUAAAUGGAACAUUUCUUGUGCGAGAAUCAAAUACUUUUAUUGGAGACUUUACUCUUUCAUUUUUAUUUAAUAAUGAAGUACAUCAUUGCCGGAUAAAAACAAAUAUUUUACCUGGAGGAGAAAAACGUUAUCAUUUAUUGGAUACUUUGAAAAAAGAAAGUUUAUAUGAAUUAAUUAGUUAUUAUAUGAAACAUUCUUUAAAUACUCCUAAUUUUAAGGAAUUAUUAACAAAAUUUGGAGAAGAUGGGGGAUUCCUUAUUCGUUAUAGCAAAAAUGAUACAGAUUCUUUUGUUUUGUCGUUAAGGGUAGAUUCAAUAAAUUGGCAUUUAAGAUUAAAAAGAGAAGGAAGAGUUUUUGUUGUUGGAAAUCAAAUAUUCGAGAAUUUGUGUCAAUUAGUUGAAUAUUUUGGAAAAAUACAAUUUUUUAGAGGAAUUUGUUUAAAAUAUCCAGUUAAUGAAGAAACGGUAAAGGAUAAAAAUACAAAAGAAAAUUUAAAUUCUUUAAAAGAAGAAGAGGAUAAUCAAGUUGAUGGCUGUUAUGUUGAAUUAAACGAUUUGAAAAAUGAAUUUCAAGUAGAGGCAAUAGAAUCAUUUGAAGAAGUUCAAUUUAUUGAAGAUUUAAUGUUAAAAGAUUAUUUUAAAGAAGGAAUACCUUAUAAUGGUAAAGCUUUAUGUUUUCCCCUUGGUGCCAAAAUUACUGUUUUACAAAAAUAUUUUUUAAAUAAAAAUGAAGAAAAAAAAGAAAUAGAUAAAUGGCUAUAUUUAGGGAGAUAUAAUAAUGAGAUUGGUUGGUUUCCAACGUGUAGUGUUAAUGAAGUUUCUGAUGUUUCUUUUGAAUCUAAUAAUUCUAGUAGCGAAUUAAAUUAUGGAACUAUUGAAUUGGCUGGAACUUCUUUUGAAGAAAAUAGAGAAGAACGUCCUUAUUCAUUCAAAAUUUCUUUAACACAAUCUCAUUGGAAAGUCCGAGUUUAUAUAGUUGCUACAGAUAAUGAAGAGGAAUUAAAAGAAUGGUUAUUAAUAUGUCAACAACAAUCUAGACAAGCAAAUGAUAAAAUACAGCAAUUGAGGAAUAGGGAAAGACAAUUGAGAAUUGCUAGUCAAUUAUCUUGUUUAGUGGUUUAUUGUCAAGCUGUUCCUUUCAAUCCAGAUUUUAAAUUGCAAGAUCAAAGAAAUUCUUUUUUUGAAAUGUGUUCUUUUAGCGAAUCAAAGCAUGAUAAAUUAAUAGAGAAAGGUUUGCCUUUAUUUAAUCAACGUCAACUUUCAAGAGUAUAUCCACAAGCUAGCCGUUUAACUUCAACAAAUUUUAAUCCAAUACCAAUGUGGAAUAGUGGAUGUCAUAUGGUUGCUCUAAAUUUUCAAACUGGGGAUAAACCUAUGCAAUUAAAUUUUGGACGUUUUAAUGCAAAUGGACGGUGUGGAUAUGUCUUAAAACCUCAAUAUUUAAUGGAUGAAACUUUUUGGCAAAAACAACAAAAUGAAUUAUUUAAUCAAAAAUUAGAGGGAGUAAAGAAAAAAUUACUUUGUCGUUUUUGCCGUAAUAAAAGCAAAAUACCUUUAAAUAAAGAAAAAGAGAAUGGAGAUUUACAAAAAUGUUGUUGUGACAAAAUAAAUUUAGAUUUUGAUGAAAAUUUGGAAGAAAAACAAAAAGAAAAUAAUUUAAAUGGAAUAAUUAAUAAUAAGGUUAAUAAUUCAUCAACACUUUUUACUUCAAAUAGACCAAUUAUUUUAAUUAUUACAAUUAUUGCUGGAAGACAUUUAACUCGUAAAAGUGGUUAUGAUAAAGGGGGAAUUUGUUCUCCAUAUGUUGAAAUUGAAUUACUUGGAUUUGGAAACGAUUCUCAAAUUCAAAAAACAAAUACUAUAUGUUCUAAUGGUUUAAGCCCUGUUUGGCAAGAACGUUUUUAUUUUAAAAUUAAAUAUCCCGAAAUGGGCCUUUUACGGUUUUUUGUCGAGGAUGGGGAUUUUGUUGGACCCAAAACGGAUCCUUUUAUUGGCCAAGCAAUAUUUCCAAUUGAUUGUAUUCGACCUGGAUUUCGUUCAAUUUCAUUACUUAAUCAAUUUAAUGAACCUUUAGAAUUGUCUGCUUUGCUUGUACAUGUUGAAAUUCGUGAAUGGAAACAUUUAAAUACAAUAACAACAACAAAAUGUCGUUCAAAUUCUCUUUUAGUUACUGGAAAUUCUUUAAAUUUUUCUUCAAAAAUUUCUUCUUCAUCAUUUUCUGAUGGAAGUAAUUUAAAUAAUAAUUUAAUGGACGAAAACCCUCCAAUUUCGAAUAUUCACCAAUAUUUACAAUUUGGACGGUCAAUUUUGGCUGAUUCCGCUCAAGAGCAAUUAAAUGAAAAUAAUAAUUCUUUAGAAUUUUCUGGAAUGAUCUCAACAAAAGAAUUAAGGCAAACAAAUAAUUUAGCAGAAGAUUACACUUUUAGAAAUCCAACACCAAUAUCACCACCAAAUAAUAAUAGAAAUUCAGCUUUGCGUAAUGGAUCGAGUACUUUAAGAAAACUUUUUCGAUUGGGUCGAAAUAGCAAUAAUUAGAACAAUGCCAUAAAAUUAAUUUUUU